Caenorhabditis elegans is the source of this 278-nucleotide messenger RNA. It is a transcript of the gene cnc-7, whose product is annotated as CaeNaCin (Caenorhabditis bacteriocin). Bases 24 to 227 code for a protein of 67 amino acids. Lineage: Eukaryota; Metazoa; Nematoda; Chromadorea; Rhabditida; Rhabditidae. The transcript has 2 exons. The record is from RefSeq and is marked reviewed.
GAUAAACAGAUAAAGAUUGUAUAAUGAUUCGUGUAAUUUUGGUAUUUUUGUUGGCUCUGGUGGCAGGUUCAAUGCAGUAUGGCUAUGGAUAUGGGUACCCAGGAAUGAUGGGCGGCUACCAUGGUUAUCCGGGAAUGAUGGGCGGUUACGGUAUGCGGCGAAUGGGUUACGGUAUGGGUAUGGGAAUGUACCGUCCUGGACUCAUGGGAAUGCUCAUGGGAAGAUAAUUUUUUGAUUUUUAAUUUUUAUUUUUUGAAUAAAACUUUAAAAAAAUACAA